AUGAUCCUUGCCAUAAGCGAGCCGUCCGAUCAUCGAACUUCUAUCGCAAAAUACUCAUAUGCUACGGCAGGUCAAAUUCAUGAAGCCAUAGAGGUUGCCCUCGAAGCACGGAUACCAUGGGAGAGAAAACCGUUGAAGGGUUGUCUUUCAGAGAACGAGCCGAUAUUCCUGCUGCAUGCAGCCGACCUGGCUGCUGGGAAAUAUCGAAUGAAGCUCAACGCGGCAACCAUGCUUGGUCAGGGAAAGAACAUCGUUCAGGCUGAAAUAGACUCUGCCUGUGAGUUGAUAGACUUCUUCCGGUUCAACUCCAAAUUCGCCUUGGACUUGGACAAAUAUGAACCAAUAAGUACUAAAAUCAGUACCAAUAAAUUGGUCUACCGAGGUUUGGAGGGUUUCGUUUUGGCCGUUGCACCAUUCAACUUUACAGCGAUUGGUGGAAACUUGGCGUCGUCACCCGUUUUGAUGGUGAAUACUAUGAUUUUCAAAGAUCUUGGGCAUUAUAUAGAUGUAGAAUACCUGACUCAGGGUAAUGUUGUUCUAUGGAAACCUUCUCGUACAGCGGUCCUCAGCAAUUAUGUCGUAUAUGAGGUGUUGGAGGAAGCCGGUGUUCCUCCGGGUGUGCUCUCAUAUCUCCCGUCCCGUGGAGCUGAUUUUGGUCAAAUCAUCUUCAGCAAUGCUGUCAACUUCACUGGCUCUGUGCCAACAUUCCAAGAAAUUUGGCGAAAAGUUGCUGAAAACCUCGACAAGUAUAUAACGUUUCCACGGCUCGUUGGAGGUAAUGUGGCGGAAAGAAUUUCCAUUUCGUGCAUCCUUCAGCAAACGCAGAUGUGGCACGGUUCGUUCCGCUUGGGAAUACGGUGGUCAAAAAUGCUCAGCAUGUUCACGGCUAUACGUCCGAAAAGUCGAUGGCAAGAAAUUUUCAAGAAAAUUUCAGAGAUUCACAAGCAAAUUAAGAUCGGCGAUGUACGAGACCCCUCGAUUUUCUUUUCCGCUGUGAUCGACAAGGGUUCCUAUGAUAACAUCAAGAGCUAUAUAGAUUAUGCCAAGAGUGGCGCAGAUGGAGCAGAAAUUCUCCUUGGUGGGCACUGUGAUGACAGCAAAGGAUAUUUCAUUGAUGCUACUCUCAUAAAAACGACCAAUGUGAAGAGCCGGCUGAUAAGCGAAGAAAUUUUCGGACCUAUUCUCACAGUAUAUGUGUACGACGACGGCGAUCUUGAACCUCUCCUGAGUUCUAUAAAGGAUCACACUCCUUUCGGACUUACUGGCGCCGUCUUCGCAGAGGAUAAGAACUUUUUGGAUCAUGCUCGUACUGUUCUGCGUGAUGCGGUUGGAAACAUGUACUUCAACGACAAGUCUACUGGAGCAGUUGUAGGACAGCAACCUUUCGGUGGAGCCCGUAUGUCUGGAACUAAUGACAAAGCAGGAGGUCCUCACUAUGGCCUCAGAUGGACGUCUCCACUUACCAUCAAAGAAACAAAUGUCCCCCUUACUCAGUGGCGUUAUCCAUCAAUGGAUUGA
This is a messenger RNA of Cooperia oncophora, 1518 nucleotides long. The record is from the annotation of a GenBank genome assembly. Lineage: Eukaryota; Metazoa; Nematoda; Chromadorea; Rhabditida; Trichostrongylidae.